This is a messenger RNA of Chiloscyllium plagiosum (whitespotted bambooshark), 3389 nucleotides long. RefSeq lists its product as uncharacterized. Lineage: Eukaryota; Metazoa; Chordata; Chondrichthyes; Orectolobiformes; Hemiscylliidae. Gene Ontology annotation, molecular function: protein binding; calcium ion binding. The record is from RefSeq and is a predicted model, not a curated record.
UUUGUCAAUUAAGAAGAGCUCAGUGUUAAAGUGGGGGCGGGCAGAGUUCCUUCUAAUGCCUACACUGCAGCUGCUUAUUCAGCGUCCAAUCUUCCCAAUUAGUUUACAAAGAGCGGGCUGGGUCAAAUGCCGCUGAGGGAGUAAUGAUUUCUCUCUGACCCCGCUUUGGUGGGAGGAGAGCUGAACGAAAUGUCCCUGAGUAGUUUGGCCCUGGUUUUCCUUGUCUCUGUGCUGAUAUUGACAGGAGCCCAACCAUCUGCAGGGGCAGAACCAGAAACCUGUGGAGCUAUCUCUCUUUGCUGGGAAGUGACAUCUAGUCUCACAUCUGAGAGAAGGCAACUUUAUUUAAACAAUAACUGUGUCCUUGAGGCUGACAGAAAAUCUGGCUCCUGGUUUCUGGAGCCGAGAAUGCAGCACACUCUACGAUACUCUCUAUCGAACAAGUCAUCUACCUGGAGAAUCUACACCAUGUGUCCUCCACACCUCCUGGUGGAUUCCCUAAAUGGAAGUGGUGCACAAAUGUUUCCCAUCCCGUUUGCCAACUCGAAAAUCAAAGACUCUGACCAAAGCUUCCAGUUCCAAAGGAGCAUCAAUCUGGGCUGUCAGGGAGAAGUGUUUCACAUCUCUGAGGCAGAUGGUGUAGCUCUGGUAUUAGUUCGUGCUGCCGAAUUCCCCUUGAAGAUCACUACAGUUAGCACUGCUCUGAGUCUCUCUUGGGGUUUCAGAGACUGUUUCCUUGAGGGUUCACCUUGCACCCUUCUGUUGUUCGACGCGAGUGGCAACAAUGUGUAUCGAGAGACUGUCCGAGAUCAGACCGAUGAAAAAAUCCAAGCCCUAACACCAUGUGAAUGUUACACGUCAUGUUUGACUAUUGCAGGGCAGCAUGAUAUCUGUGCUGCAAGCAUUACAGACCCUAUGCCACCUAGUAACUUAACCAUAAUCAGUUCGAGUGCUCAUAGCCUUACUGUUUACUGGGACAAACCAGCUUUUGGAAGCUUUGACUGGUUCCAACUUGACGUCCACUUGCUUGGACGGAGGGGCGAGGUCGCUAAUCCAUUACUUCAGUCUUACAGUUUGAUACAAAGUGGAACAACAUUUCUUAUUGAUGGACUGCCAGCUUGCCUGAAAGUGAACGUUUCUCUCGCAUCUGUGUGUGAAGUGGUUGAGAUGAAGAAAAGCCCAGAGAUCUUUGUGGUGGCAAAUCUAGCUCCUGUGAAGUUUGUAAAAGUUACUCAGACAGCUGGUUCCACUGAUGGUUAUGUCGUGUCCUGGUCCGUGACAGGCGAUCCAACAGAAAUAUUCUUCUAUGUUUACAAAAAUGGAGCCCUGCAAUGUGCCCAGAAACAGAUGGAAUACAUUUCAACUGGGCUCCAACCUUGUACCCAAGAGAUACUAACAGUAGAGGCUGUUUGUAGGACUGGUGCAGUGGCAGACUCGAGAACAAUCACUGUGGCAACAGCUCCUGAAACAAUCACUGAUUUGUUCUACAAGCGAGCUGUUGAUGGAGGCUUUUUCUCCUGGAAACCCCCACCAGUAUUUCAUGGUGUUUCUAUCAGCAUUGUUAACACAUUAACAGUUUUCACCAGGAAGAAUUAUUACCAAGUGCUGGGCUUAGAAUCUUGCACCCAAUACCAGUUUGUGUUUGAAGUAGUCUGUGGGCACUGGAGGAGUGAAGCUAUCACCAGGACUGAGUUCACAGGUUGUCCUGUAGACAUCCCGCCUUCUGGUUAUAGAAGCAUUGUGGUGCUGCCAGAAACAAUACAUGUCCACAUUUACUUUCCUUGGAUGUUUUCUGAUUACAUGAAUGAUCCGACUUCUAGAGCAUACGUAAAGCUGGCAACUAUUGCUAAUUCCAAGAUUCUGCAGUUAUUCCUGGAUUCUGGUCAAUUCUCCAGCGUAGAAGUAGAGAUGUUGUACUUGUCAAAAAGCAAUGAUACAGUUGAGAUGAAUGUUGCAGUGGGUGUCCACUUCAGUGACCCCACCUCAAGCCUUAUGCAUCUCUUGUCCGGUGUGAAUCACUCUAAUGUGUAUCCAAUGGGCAGUGGACUGUUCUGGAAAGAUGAGGAUGAAUGUGCAAAUGCUACAGCUAAUGAUUGCCCAGUGGAAUCAGACUGCAUCAACACGUUUGAUUCUUUCACAUGCGUUUGUCAUCAAGGAUACUUCGAACCCAGUGGACAUGAGAGAGCUUGUAAAGAUCACGGAGUAUUCACAAGGUGUGAACCAGAUUUAAUGAAAAUAAUUGUGUCAAAAGAAUAUUUGGCAGAUCAGUUGAAGUCCGGAUUGAAUCUGGUCUUGAACGAUGGUAGCUGUGCUGUCAAGGAAGGGCACGAAUACUACACCUUUACAAUCACUGAAAAGCAGGAUUACUGUAGAGGACAGCUGCUGAUAAAUGAGACACACAGUAUAUUUAAACAUGUCAUCACUAAUGACUUCCAUUCUGAUUUAAUAAUCAGAGAAGAGCCGUUAAUAUUUGAAGUGAAAUGUGCCUAUCUACGUCAAUCCUUGGUGAAUAUGCCUCUGCCAACUCCCCCACACAUCAGGAUUUUUAAGCCCAUCGUGCAGUACCAUGAAGAAAAACUCCAACUCACUAUGACCCUCUACAAAGACCAUACUUUCUCGCCUGAUGCUGCUUAUGGUGCAAGCCCAGUGAUUUGGCUGAAUGAUGAUCUCUAUUUGGAGGUCAAAUCCUCUGGGGCUUUUGGCAUUGCGUUUGUGCUGCAAGUAACUUCGUGUUGGGCAACGACCACACCUGACUCUCAAGAGAAAAGGAAAUUCCACUUCCUUCAGGAUGGCUGUCCUAAUGAUGAGACCUUCAGAUGGCAUUCUGCAAAUGGAGCUUCCAAUAGUAGUCGCUUUUCCAUCAAGAUGUUUCACUUUGUUGAGGUAGCAAACCACCCCAUCUAUCUUCAUUGUCAAGCCAAUAUCUGUCACGCUGGGGCUGCUGAUUGCUUAGUGGAAUGUUCCGCUGAGCAGAUUCUUAAAAGACUAAGACGGGAUGUAUUGGCAACAGGCUCUAAGCCAGUGAAUGGGAUUGUCUCUGUUGGACCCAUUGACCUGUGGAGUACAACUGAAAGUGGGGCUUUAGAGCUGGGAGCUGCAGCAACAAACUGGCGAGACUUGAAAGUACUCCUUUCGUUAGCUGGUGGGAUAAUAGGAAUGAUGCUGCUGAUGCUUGCAGUUGCUUUAAUGAAACAGAUUAUAAUUCAAAAAACACGGUCCAGAAUUGCUCAUUGCUUGAUUUGAAUGACUGGCAAUUUCUGCUGUUUUAAAAGCAGCUCUUGGAACCUCAACCUGUUUAAAUUUGGAUCUACAUAUCUAUAAUGCUGUGUUAAAAUAAAGGAGAAUGGAUUGUGCUUUUCUGUAUUGUGUGUUUCCUGCCAACUAUGUAU